AUAGCACAUACCAGGAAGUGUAGGAGCCUUCCUUCUCCUUAGUGUCUGGUGUAAUGUCAACGCUGCGAAAUCUGUAGCAUGGCAAUGACGGUGUAGUCGGACGGGAUCGCAAGCUCUUGAUACCAGCACAAUCAUGUGGAGUCGAUUUAAGGCUAUACAGAAGAACAAAACUGCCAGAUAUGGCAUUCCGAUGCUGUUGCUGGUCAUUGGCGGCUCUUUCGGACUCCGAGAAUUCACACAGAUUCGAUAUGACGCACAGAAGCUAAAGAAGAAGCUUGACCCAGCGCUGGAGGCCCGAGUGAACCUCCAGAAGCAGUCCGUCAUUCUGGAGGAGGAGUACGAGAAAAUGAAGGAUCUGAAUGUAGAUGGUUGGAAAAAUAUCCGGGGGCCACGUCCAUGGGAGGACUCCCGCGAGUACCAGGACCAGCAGCGGGCCCAGCAGAGCAAGGGGCUGUAGUGGCACCAGACCCAGAAAAGAGAGGCUUCACGCUGGAUGGUUCCAAAGGAAGGAGUGGGCAGGAUAUCAGGGACUGAUGGACUG
Molecule: messenger RNA, 541 nt
Organism: Megalops cyprinoides (Indo-Pacific tarpon)
Lineage: Eukaryota; Metazoa; Chordata; Actinopteri; Elopiformes; Megalopidae
Product: cytochrome c oxidase assembly protein COX16 homolog, mitochondrial
Exons: 4
Coding region: 134-457 (107 amino acids)
Biological process (GO): mitochondrial respiratory chain complex IV assembly
Cellular component (GO): mitochondrial inner membrane
Source: RefSeq, a predicted model, not a curated record